Molecule: messenger RNA, 1900 nt
Organism: Megalobrama amblycephala (Wuchang bream)
Lineage: Eukaryota; Metazoa; Chordata; Actinopteri; Cypriniformes; Xenocyprididae
Gene: sp7
Product: Sp7 transcription factor
Biological process (GO): regulation of transcription by RNA polymerase II
Molecular function (GO): DNA-binding transcription factor activity, RNA polymerase II-specific; RNA polymerase II cis-regulatory region sequence-specific DNA binding
Source: RefSeq, a predicted model, not a curated record
CCGGUCAUCAGGAGGCGGGUCUCCCGGUAUCCGGGUCUCCUCAUAGAAGAGUCGCUGCUCGUACCGAGUUUAUUUCAGUCAGACUCUCCCGGACCGCGAGCUUCUCCCUCCUGCUUUUGGACUGAACUUCACAGGACUGUUUCCUCCGGGAUGGCCGCGUCGAUUCUGGAGGAGGAAACACGUUAUGGAUCCAGUCCCUUGGCUAUGCUAACCGCCACCUGCAACAAAUUUGGGAGCACCAGUCCAGUCCGAGACUCCGCCACACCUGGCAAAGCGGGAAGCACAGCACCGGUUAAGAAAGCCUACAGCAUGACCUCUGAACUCCAGAGCCCUAAGAAUGGACGAGGCAACGAGGGCGUCGCGGACACUUACAGCGGCUCCUUCAGCUCCGCCGGUGGCUUGCUCACCCCAACCGGCAGCCCUCCGCCUGCUCCCACGGGAGCAUACGGCUCCGACUACAACCCGUUCUCCACCUUCAGACCGAGUGCCUCUCAGGACCCUUCGCUCUUGGGGAGCAAAGCCACUGCGGACUGCCUGGCCAGCGUCAAUACCUACUUGGACAUGACGCACCCCUAUGGCUCAUGGUACAAGAGCAUCCAUUCCGGAAUCACAGCCGCACCUGCGAACGCCACUUCUUCUUGGUGGGACGUCCACACCAACUCGAACUGGCUUAGCGCUGGGCAACCUCAACCCGACGGCCUCCAAGCGCCCUUGCAGCCGGUAGCUCCGCAAGCGUCCCUCAAUCCCCAGAUGCCGAGCUACACUCCCGAUUUCACGCCUCUCAACCCAGCGCCGUACCCGUCCGUAGGCUUGAGUUCGUCCUCACACUUGCUCCAGUCCUCACAGCACAUGAUCCCGCAGGACAUGUACAAGCCCAAGCCUGUAACCACUUCUGGAAUCCUGGACAAUUCCAUGGGGCUCAAACCAACCCGAGGCUCGGGCGGAUACACGGGCGGCUCCUCCACCGGAAGGUCUUCUUGCGAUUGCCCGAACUGCCAGGAGCUGGAAAGGCUCGGCGCGUCCGCCGCAUCCCUGCGCAAGAAGCCCGUCCACAGCUGCCACAUUCCCGGCUGUGGAAAGGUCUACGGCAAGGCCUCGCAUCUGAAAGCUCACCUGCGUUGGCACACGGGCGAAAGACCCUUCGUCUGCAACUGGCUGUUCUGCGGGAAACGCUUCACUCGCUCCGACGAACUGGAGCGCCACGUCCGCACCCACACGCGAGAGAAGAAGUUCACGUGCCUCCUGUGCAAUAAGCGCUUCACUCGUAGCGACCACCUCAGCAAACAUCAGAAGACGCACACGGAAGCUAGCAUGCAGGGGAAAGGGCCGGAAGAGGAAGCCGAGCCCAGAGGAGCCGAGGAGCCUACAGAUUCCGGUAAAGUGGCUCCUGUGGGAUCCGCCGGCGGCAUGCAGGACCCUACCGUCGGUGGGGAAGAGAAGAGCAGCACGGGGAACGGUGUGGACAACAGCAGCGGGCUUCUGGAGAUAUAACCGCUGACGAGUGGAGCUACUGUUGCAUUGGUGCUAAGAAAAUGAUUUUACCAACUGUUUUUUAGGAACUAUAGUUGAAUGUGCUCCAGAGAGAGCCGUGUAUCAUGAACACGUUUUCUAGACUGGCAGGUUUUGAAAGAAAAACUCUGUACAUUAAUCGUUUCACACAAGAACUUCAGACAUGUUCGUCUGGAGUGGCCUACAUUCUUGGGGAGUAUUUUUGAAGAUUUUUAUGUUUAAAAAUGAUUAUUGAAUUCAUGUCUCUUUCUUUGUUUUAACUUUCAGGGGCGGCUGUUUUAGAAGCCCAACGUUCAGUAGAUUGAGUUUCUGUUAGACAUUUGGGCUUCUGAUCGAUGCACAUUUCGUCCUUGUGAUGUUUUUUUUAUUUAAUUAAAAUGGAUUUCUUUUA